Molecule: messenger RNA, 2561 nt
Organism: Sander lucioperca (pikeperch)
Lineage: Eukaryota; Metazoa; Chordata; Actinopteri; Perciformes; Percidae
Product: mucin-5AC-like
Exons: 3
Coding region: 364-2010 (548 amino acids)
Source: RefSeq, a predicted model, not a curated record
UCAGAGCUAAAGGUAGAGUAAUGGCCCUCUCUCUUAUGCACAUGCAUAUGUGUGUGAUUUUGUACAUGUACAAAACAUUUACAAAUAGAAAUCCUCAUACUCACGCUGAUGUCAACUUCACAUGAGGUUCAGGUGUGAGAGAAGAGUCAGGGAAGAAGAUCAAGCUGAAGACAAGUCACAACAGUGUGUGUUUGAGGCUCGAGAGCGGCUGGAAACACGGACGAUUUUCCUAAGAAGUGAGGGAGAAAGAGAGAGAGGAAUGAGGGGAGGAAGGAGAGACGCCAUUUAGUGCUACCUGCUCUGUGCCAGGGAAGAGGGCAAAACAGGACACAAGGUGUGAACUUUACGGCUGUUGCUGUUGCCAUGGCGAGGCCCGGGCGCCCUGCGUCUGAGAGCUACCAGCCAGUCUGUUGUUCAGUCAGUCAGUCGGCCUCUUACUCCAGUGAAGCUAGGGCUGUGGGGCCGGAGGAUGGGGAUGAUCAUGCGCCUAUUUUCUCCCUAUCUAAGAGCUCCAUGGAUGUGGUCAUGGCGACAGGGCCGCCGCACAAGCGGGACCCAGCCUGGACCAAAUUGGACCUGAGACGCAGCUCCAGCACCAACACACACGCUGAGCAGAACUCAGUGUCGCUGCAGCAGCUGCACCCUCGCAUGUGGCAGCACAUCAACUCCACCAGCAGCAACCAGUUGUCACUCACAGCCCAACACGUAGACGUGCACAGCCCUCCUGCCCUCGGCGAGCGCUGGAUCACCAACAUGCAUCGCUGGAGCGAGUGUAGCGGCAGCACACACAGCCGUAGCAGCACUCCAGAUACAGUUGUAUGGAAAGGUGGGACCUCACGCCCCUCGAGUCUAACCCAAGAAACCCUGUGUUCUCCCCUGUCCAAACCAACCUCUCCACCGUCCACGCUCUCUCCCUGCAUCCCCCCCCUGCAGGCACCAACUUUACCACAUGAAGAUCUUUUAACUUCUUCUUCUUCUUCAACACUGAGCACACAUCAGCAGGAAGACUCACUUGCUUCCUUACCCACACCCACACCCUCUCCACUGCAAUCACCUCUGCAGGCUCGCACCUCCUCACCGUUGCCAUCCAACUCCUCCGAUCUCCUCCAGCCCACCAGCACGGAGGAUGAGGGCGUCCUGGAGAACAACUCGCUUUCUUUUACAUUCCCAUCCCCGCUCCCAUUGUCUGUUAGCUUAGCAGAAGAAGGUGUGUCAUCAGAUCCUGGCUGCCUUGUCAAUGACGUGAAAGAAGAGCUGCACAAUCCUGGAGGCCAACAAUUAUCAGAGGGUGGAGGAGUGAGAAGCCCAGUGCAAAUGUUAAGCUACCUGGCGCCUAAUUCUCCAGCAGAUGGACAGGAAAGUGGAACCUCCGUUUGCCAUCUUGAGUUGCCAUGGCAGCCGGGGCAAAGCUGUCCGACAGGCAGGGGUUGGAGGUCACCCCUGGUUUCUUCCUUGAGCGAUUCGCUUUUGGGCUGCAAGUGCCACUUGAAAACCAGAGAGGGCCACACAAAGGCUCAGGUGUUCAGGGAGGAAGGUACAAUGACCUCACAGCUGGAGCUGGUAGACGCAGCGGUGCAGACGAUCUCUCCCAUCGGCUCCUUGUGGGGCCUCAGGACGAACAACUCCAACAUGGACUCCCAUUCCCUCUUGGGCUCGCCGCCUGGAUCAAGGCUGGACCUGAAGUCCUCAGUGGGGUCCAACUCCAAUCUGGUGUCCCCGUCCUCCAGCAUGUUCCCAGUGAGCAGCGGAGAGGAGGAAGUGGAGGAGGAGGAGGAGGUGGAGGAGGAAGGAGAAGAAGGAGGCAAAAAGGAGGAAACGAUAGAAGCUGCUCGUAGAAUAAGCAGAGCAGAGGGAGCUAAUUCAAAAGAAGAGGAUGAGGUGUACGGAGAGGAAGGCACCAGCCAUCCUAAGUCACCCUUGCAUGGGAGUGGACACAGCCGCAAGAAGAGUGUGAUCAGGUCACUGAGGAGGCCUGGGUGGUGUGGAGGCUCCAGAAAGGCAGACGACUGAUCCUGGAGACUACAUGGGCUAUUGAUUAUCCGUAGCUCAAUUUGCACAAAAGCACCACUAAUAAACUCAUUGACUUUAGGAGUAUUUUCUCACUUUCAUGUGGUUUUAUCCUGCUGUUUCUUUUCGUCAUUUGGUCAAAUGUGGAGAUGCAAUGUUAGAAAAUGUGUUCCUUCCACUGGAUCGCUUAAUUUCCUCUGAAGGGACAUGCUCCAUACAGGCUUCCCUAACUUGUUGGUUGUGAGAGCUAUCUAUCUUUUUAUUUACAGUUAAUAUUCUCCUAACAAGAAAAAGGGCAGUAACUGAUUAAUGUUAAAGAUGCAAUGACAUAAUCUAUCAUUUCUAUCAAGACUAUAUAUACAUAUUUACUUUAUUUAUUUUUUACGUCAUUUUAAACAGCGACAACACACCUACAUUCUUGCAGUUUAAUGGUGGGUAGAUGCAUUUGUGAAGUCUUCAUAAAAGUCAAGGGUUACCUAUAAAUCAUUAAAUCAACUACCAGGUAAUGCAUUUGUUCAUGUAAAUGUUCAAUAAAACCAAAUUUGGUCUUUGUA